GCCUCCUCAGGGACAACCAGCGCCCAGCGGCAGUCUAGCACCAGCAACGAGCAAACGAUGGGAACCGUCGGCGGCGGCGGCAAGAGCGGCACAGUGAAGCAGCUCAACGUGGGGGGCAAGCUCUUCUCGCUGGAGGCAAGCUCCCUUUCCCUCUCCCUGUCUCUCGAUUCCCCUUCCCCCACCCCAACCUUCGUGGACCGCGACCCAGCCCUCCUAUCCGCCGUCCUCGCCGCCAUCCGCGCCCCGUCCUCCGCCGCGCCCGCCUUCCCCGCGCGCGUCCUCCUCGACGAGGCCCACUUCUACGGCCUCCACGCGCAGCUCCUCGCUGCGCUCUCUCCGCCGCCGCUCCGCGGCUUCUCCGUCUCCCUCGCCUCCACCCUCUCCCCCGCCUCCGAGCCGUUCCCCACCGCCUUCGCGCCGCACCACGACGGGUCCCUCUGCCUUGCCCACGGCGCCGGGCAGGUCACCUAUUACUCCCCGGCGCUGGAUCACCUCUCCACCUUCCGGACCCACCUCCACCGGAUCACCUCACUCCAGCAACUGCCCCCCGGCCUUGUCGUCCUCGGGUCCGCCUCCGCUCCAGGGCUGCACGUGUACGACUACCUCGAAGGCCGGCAUGUCGCCUCCGUUCAGUGGUCGGAUCCCACUGACACUCGCUGCAGCAAGGCGAAGGUCGUCGCCAUUGCUGCCUGUCCUGCUGAUGCUGCCGAUAAGAAUUCACCCAUCUUGGCAACAUUUGAGUGCCCUCAUCGGGAGAACUGCAUCCUGGUGGUUGACCCUGUAACACUGAAGCCAAUGCAGGAGAUUGGCCGGCAGAGUGGUAGUGCGGCAAAGUCAUCGACACCAUGUCGAGUGGUGCACCUGCCGGCACCUGGGCUGGUGUUUGCAUCAUUUGUGAGUUCUGGGGCAUUCGGCUACUCUGGCUACAUGAGGCUGUGGGAUAUUCGGUCUGGGAAUGUGGUGUGGGAGACAAGCGAACCAGGGGGAGCUGGAAGAAGCAGUAGGUUUGGGGAUCCAUUUGCAGAUGCAGAUGUGGAUGUCAAGCAGCAGGCAAUUUACAAGGUUUGUUCAAAAUCAGGAGAUGUUGCAGUGGCAGACCUGAGAUCCCUUGGUAACGACCCUUGGGCGUAUAUGUCAUCAGGACCAAGAGGGAGUGGAGGAGGCUAUGGCAGUGUUCUGCAUUGCCAUCAGUCUCAAGUAUUUGUCAGUCGGAAGGAUGGACUGGAGGUUUGGUCCCGAUUGGGAGAACAGCUUCACGACACAGGCGACUUCGCAGAGCAAUCAGGAACAAAGGAAGGACCCAGAAGUGAAGGAAUCGAUGAAAGCUUUUAUAGGAGUUGCUAUGUGGACACGGAAGAGGACGCUAAACGUGGAAUGAUACAGAUGAUGGCAGGGGGUGGAGAUCGCUUGUUUCUGACAAGAGAAAAUAUGCAAGGUGUGGAAGUGUGGGAGACGUCCCACCUUGCUGGUGCUGUUUCUCUCUGAUAGCAGUCUCCUCUUGUGGACACGGAGUGACUGCUCAGUAGGUCUACCAAGAGAAUUGAAAGUGCACUUGCCAAACAUGAUGCCAUUCUUGUUCUUGGUUCAUGGCUUCAUGCACAAUUCGGUACUGAAAAUAUGGUCCUUUGUAGUCGGCCUCACGAGAUAUAUUAUGUAUAGUCACAUGUCGUGCUUCAGCAGAUGCAUUUCGUGGCAAAUGCAUGAAAUUGAAAGAAGUAACCUUCUUGGAUGUAAAACUUCCUUUUUAGUCUCUUAGCACAAGAUCUUACCUUUUACAGUAUCAAUUGUCAAAAAGUCAUAGCAUCCUCGAUUUAGUGCCAUAUGUUUACGUAUUACUAAAUUUGUAAUUAUCCUACCACAGCAUCCUGGGCUGAGAGCAUGAUACCAACUUGCUAUUAGAAUGAUU
Messenger RNA from Setaria italica (foxtail millet), 1906 nucleotides. Its product is annotated as BTB/POZ domain-containing protein At3g09030. NCBI's taxonomy places the organism in Eukaryota, Viridiplantae, Streptophyta, Magnoliopsida, Poales, Poaceae. The record is from RefSeq and is a predicted model, not a curated record. Bases 58 to 1485 code for a protein of 475 amino acids. The transcript has a single exon. Gene Ontology annotation, molecular function: protein binding.